AUGUCCUCCCGGGGCCCCAGGACACCUGCCCCCAUCCCGUCGCCCUGCAGGAGAGCCAUGUGCUGGGUCAGUGCCCUCAGCUUCAUGGCGGCCGAGGAGAUGCACUGGCCCGUCCCCAUGAAGGCCAUCGGGGCCCAGAACCUGCUGACCAUGCCCGGGGGCGUGGCCAAGGCCGGCUACCUGCACAAGAAGGGCGGCACGCAGCUGCAGCUGCUCAAAUGGCCCCUGCGCUUCGUCAUCAUCCACAAGCGAUGCAUCUACUACUUCAAGAGCAGCUCCUCCGCCUCCCCGCAGGGCGCCUUCUCGCUGAGCGGCUACCACCGGGUGAUGCGGGCGGCCGAGGAGACCACGUCCAACAACGUCUUCCCCUUCAAGAUUGUGCACAUCAGCAAGAAGCACCGCACCUGGUUCUUCUCGGCGUCCUCGGAGGACGAGCGCAAGAGCUGGAUGGCCUUGCUGCGCAGGGAGAUCGGCUACCUCCACGAGAAGAAGGACGCGCCGCCGGACGCUAGCGACUCCAGCUCGGACACGGACAGCUUCUACGGGGCCAUUGAGCGGCCUGUGGACAUCAGCCUGUCUCCGUACCCCACGGACAACGAAGACUAUGACGACGAGGACGACUCGUACCUGGAGCCUGACUCCCCGGAGCCCGGGAGGCCCGAGGACGCCCUGAUGCACCCGCCAGCCUACCCGCCGCCUCCCGUGCCCACGCCCAGGAAGCCCGCCUUCUCCGACGUGGCCCGCGCCCACUCCUUCACCUCCCGGGGCCCCGGCCCCCUGCUGCCGCCCCCGCCCCCGAAGCGCGGCCUCCCCGAGGCCGGCCCGGCUCCUGAGGGCUUCAAGCGGGACCUGCUGGGCCCCAGGUGGCCGGAGCCUGGCCCCAGGGUGCUGCCCCCCUCCCGGAGGAUGAGUGACCCUCCGAUGGGCAGCCUGCCCAGCUUGCCCACCGGCCGCAGACCCCCGUGCUUCCCGGAGAGCCCUGGCCCGGAGCCCCGGGUCCCCAGCCCCGGAGCGGCCACCGCCAGGAACUGCGAUAAACUCAGGAACUUGCACCUGUGCCCCCGCGGGCCGCCCACGCCCGAGCCCCCGCCCGUGCCAGCCAACAAGCCCAAGUUCCUGAUGACCGUGGAGGAGGCCCCCCUGAGGGAGAUGGCCAAGCCUGGACUCUUCGCGCCCCCCGUGGCGCCCCGGCCUCCUGCCCUGAAGCUGCCCGGGCCCCUGCCCGAGCCCCCGGCGCGGGUCCCGGUCCUGCCCCAGGCGGAGAAGACGCCCCUGCCUCACCUCCAGCGGUCGCCCCCCGAUGGGCAGAGUUUCAGGAGCUUCUCCUUCGAAAAGCCCCGCCUACCCUCGCAGGCUGACGCCUCGCAGGACGACGCCACCGGCGGGAAGGACUCGGACGAGGACUAUGAAAAGGUGCCGCUGCCCAGCUCGGUCUUCAUCAACACCACCGAGUCCUACGAGGUGGAGAGGCUGUUCAAAGCCACGAGCCAGCGGGGAGAGCCGCAGGACGGACUCUACUGCAUCCGCAACUCCUCCACCAAGAAUGGGAAGGUUCUGGUCGUGUGGGACGAAACCUCCAAUAAAGUGAGGAACUACCGCAUCUUUGAGAAGGACUCUCAGUUCUACCUGGAGGGCGAGGUGCUGUUUGUGAGCGUGGGCAGCCUGGUGGAGCACUACCACACCCACCUGCUGCCCAGCCACCAGAGCCUGCUGCUGCGGCACCCCUAUGGCUACGCGGGGCCCCGGUGA
This is a messenger RNA of Pipistrellus nathusii (Nathusius's pipistrelle), 1749 nucleotides long. The record is from the annotation of a GenBank genome assembly. Lineage: Eukaryota; Metazoa; Chordata; Mammalia; Chiroptera; Vespertilionidae.